GGGACAAAGGCAGAGAGAUCGGAAGAAGGCGAGGAGCGCUGCCCUUGUGUCUAUUCAUUUCUACUCACCGUCCGACUGAUAGACCACAACCCUUUAUUCCCGACUACAAGCCCGGGCUCCAGAGAGAGAGGACAUGGACGGCUGGCGGUGGAGUCUGCUGAUACUCGGCGCUUUGCUGUGCUUCCCAAUAGUAGCAGGACAGAACCUUUCUACUCCAUUGAAAAAAGGAAGAGUUUUCAUAGCCCAUGGAGUGGAGACGGGCAAUGGCACUGGGAAAUACUCCUACACUGUUACUCCCUUUGUUUCAAAAGUGCUCUCCGAUCCGCUGACCACCGCAUUCUUACCUGCAGUCUACAUUAUAGUGUUCAUCAUUGGCUUACCAAGCAACGCCAUUGCACUGUGGGUCUUUUUUUUCCGGACAAAGAAGAAGCACCCUUCCAUGAUUUAUAUGGCCAACCUGGCGCUGGCAGAUCUGAUGUUUGUCAUAUGGCUCCCAUUAAAGAUUGCAUAUCAUCUGAAUGGAAACAAUUGGAUUUAUGGAGAAGCUUUAUGCAAAGUUUUGAUUGGGUUCUUUUAUGGGAACAUGUAUUGCUCCAUUCUUUUCAUGACAUGCCUUAGUGUUCAGAGAUACUGGGUCAUCGUGAACCCCAUAUCCCACACAAGAAAGAACACAAAACGUGCUCUCAUUGUUUCUAUUACAAUAUGGGUGGUCAUAAUGCUGGGCACCAUUCCAUUGUAUCUGAUUAACCAAACCCUGUAUCUGUCUGACCUUGGUAUCACAACCUGCCAUGACGUCUUGCCACUGGACUUGGCAACCAUUGACAUGUUCAACUACUUCUUGGCUCUUUCCAUUGGAGUGUUCUUCCUUCCUGCCAUUCUUACUGCUGUGGUAUAUACGCUCAUGAUCAGAACUCUGACAGCAUCCAUCACAGAUGAAAGCAUUGGGAAGAAAAGAAAUAGAGCUAUAAGGUUGAUCAUUAUUGUGCUGGUCAUGUAUCUUGUCUGCUUCCUGCCCAGUAAUGUUCUGCUAGUGAUCCAUUACGGGUCGUUAAAGAACAGCUACUCGGCCAACUUGUACGCCUUCUAUAUCACAGCGCUGUGUCUUUCUUCUUUGAACAGCUCCAUUGACCCCUUUGUCUACUAUUUUGUAUCUAAAGAUUUUAGGGACCAUGUUAAAAACACGUUCCUUUGCAGAAGUGUACGAACUGUAGAGAGAAUGCAGAUCUCGUUUAGCUCAAUGAAAUACUCUCGGAAAACCAACUCCUACACGACAAAGUCAACAGACACCAACACAAGCAGCUGUUAGGUUUACUUUUCCUUGGAUUACAACGAGGAGGUGUAAACUGUGUCUCUUGAGCGCAUUUCUGCCUUAAAAUACUGAGGGACGGACGUUUUGGUCUCAGAAAAAAUUUGGAAUAUUCAGACAAGUCACACCAGCUGAGACUUCAGUCAAGGAAGUGAGGACUUUGUACAGCUAUUGUACAACUAUAUUUAAAUGAACUGUAGCCCCUCAUUAACCCAGAUUUCUGCCUUUUUGUACCAAGUUCUUCAUUGGCGGUUUUAUGAAGCCAUUUAAGGUUUUUACUGCCUAACGAUCAGCAGUGAAGCCUUUUUGACAGUUUUAUGAACCUGGGAAAGAAAACACAGAAGUUGUUUAGUGAUAGCAAAAUUAAAACGGCAACAGAGAAACAAAAGCUUUUUGUGCUACCCUGCUACGCUUUAUUAAAGGGCCUCUAACUUGGUGUUAUUUAGUUUCACUUGCGCCAGCUGACGUCAUGUGGCUUUAGUUGCACCAGCUGACGUCAUGUGGCUUUAGUUGCACCAGCUGACGUCAUGUGGCUUUAGUUGCACCAGCUGACGUCAUGUGGCUUUAGUUGCACCAGCUGAUGUCAUGUGGCUUUAGUUGCACCAGCUGACGUCAUAUGGCUUUAGUUGCACCAGCUGAUGUCAUGUGGCUUUAGUUGCACCAGCUGAUGUCAUGUGGCUUUAGUUGCACCAGCGAUGUCACAUGUGGCUUUAGUUGCACCAGCUGACGUCAUGUGGCUUUAGUUGCACCAGCUGACGUCAUGUGGCUUUAGUUGCACCAGCUGAUGUCAUGUGGCUUUAGUUGCACCAGCUGAUGUCAUGUGGCUUUAGUUGCACCAGCGAUGUCACAUGUGGCUUUAGUUGCACCAGCUGACGUCAUGUGGCUUUAGUUGCACCAGCUGACGUCAUGUGGCUUUAGUUGCACCAGCUGACGUCAUGUGGCUUUAGUUGCACCAGCUGAUGUCAUGUGGCUUUAGUUGAGCCAGCGAUGUCAUGUGGCUUUAGUUGCACCAGCUGACGUCAUGUGGCUUUAGUUGCACCAGCUGACGUCAUGUGGCUUUAGUUGCACCAGCUGACGUCAUGUGGCUUUAGUUGCACCAGCUGAUGUCAUGUGGCUUUAAGCCCAUGUCAUGAGCCAGUCGCAGCUGACGUCAUGUGGCUUUAGUUGCACCAGCUGACGUCAAUGUGGCUUUAGUUGCACCAGCUGACGUCAUGUGGCUUUAGUUGGCACCAGCUGACGUCAUGUGGCUUUAGUUGCAACCAGCUGACGUCAUGUGGCUUUAGUUGGCACCAGCUGACGUCAUGUGGCUUUAGUUGCACCAGCUGACGUCAUGUGGCUUUAGUUGCACCAGCUGACGUCAUGUGGCUUUAGUUGCACCAGCUGAUGUCAUGUGGCUUUAGUUGCACCAGCUGAUGUCAUGUGGCUUUAGUUGCACCAGCUGAUGUCAUGUGGCUUUAGUUGCACCAGCUGACGUCAUGUGGCUUUAGUUGACCUACAAGUAUGAAUAUAAAAAAUGGAGACUCAACACUUUCUAGCCAUAGACUUUUAUGAUCUGCAACCAUUGCAUUGCUCUAUGCGGAGAAACAGAAUAGAAACCGGUGUAUUUCCUGGUCAUGUUCACUUAAAGCAAGAUGUAGCUGUUAUUUCUGUGUUAUGUAAUAUAUAUAUUUGGGCACUUCAGAUGUCACAGUACUACAACUCCCAGCAUCCUUCCUGCAGUUGAAAUGGUGAAUAUAUACAUCUGAAAUUCAAAGCCUGUCUGUUUGGUGUGAUACACACAUGUCUACCAAUCGUCUUUUAUUAGUGCCAGUUCCACAUGGCCACCUUCACUGUUAUUAUAACAUUCUUCUGUGCCUUUAUGUCAGGGAUGAGACACUUGCAGCCUUUAAGGUUGUUUGGCUGAAAGAGUAAUUGCCAUUCAUAAGAAGCCCCAGUGUUACUGCUGAUCUGUUCUCUCCCGUGAUGUACUGUAUUUUUAUUUUACUGUAUUUUUGUUACUGCUUAAGAUAUGAAGUACAAUUUUAUAUAUUAAAAAGUGGCAACAUUUCAUUGUUUAUAUUAAGCAUGCCAUUAAGCAAGUUGUUUUUUUGAAUCCAUGUAAAUAAGUCUUGUUAGUACACUGUGCCCUGAAGCCAUCCCACUUGUUGCCAUAGAGGUUUUCUUACUGUACUGCCUUUAUUUUAUCCGUCACCUCUUUCACAUUAUCAUUAGUGAGGAAAUGUAAUCUGAAUAUAUAAAUUAAAACAAGAUUGUGAGGUUAAGUCAUACAAACCCCGUCACUGUGCACUCCAUUUGUCGUCACAACCUUUACACCAGCUUAAGCAACUCAAUAGGAACCAAUCAGCAGGAUCCAUUUACCUGUUACCUGUUUAAAACCAAACAUCUAAUUGGUUGCUCAGAUGCUGAAACUCUAAUAAUAUUAUAGGCAGAUAUGAUUUGCUGUCAGGAGCACUUUGGCAAAAGAUAAAUUUGUGCAUGUAUUUUAUUUGGCUAAUGAAAAUUGCACUUUAAAUGAUUAUCACAAUCUUGUUGUUUAUUGCAUGGGUUGUGACUAUAGUACAGCAAUCUUUUUUUGGUAUUGCUUUUUGAAUUUGUUCUAGAAAUAAAUACAUUUUACUGCAUUCUGA
Molecule: messenger RNA, 3933 nt
Organism: Xenopus laevis (African clawed frog)
Lineage: Eukaryota; Metazoa; Chordata; Amphibia; Anura; Pipidae
Gene: f2rl1.L
Product: F2R like trypsin receptor 1 L homeolog
Biological process (GO): positive regulation of Rho protein signal transduction; G protein-coupled receptor signaling pathway; signal transduction
Cellular component (GO): plasma membrane; membrane
Molecular function (GO): G protein-coupled receptor activity; thrombin-activated receptor activity
Source: RefSeq, marked provisional